UGCGUUGCGCCAAAGCGAAAGGUUGCCGUGUAUUUAGAUUAGUGUUACGAUGAGUGUCAGCGGCAGCGACAAGAGCGUACGGCGGCGCGUCAUAACGCCGACCAGUGAUCCUCACAACACAGAUCCUCUGCUGCGGCAGCGGAAUUCGCACCUGUAUGAGCAGAACAAACCCAAUGGCUGCGAGCGUGCCUUUGUGGAGUACAACAAAAUCAAAUGGUUUUGGGCGCCGGCAUUCUUUGGCUUUUGGCUGCUGCUGUAUGUGGCCAUAUCCAUACCAGCCUGCCACCACCUGCCACGUCCGCUGACCAUCAAGGAUGAGGCCAAGUAUCCCGAUCGCUUCAUUGCCGAGCGUGCGGAGAACAAUCUGCGGCAGCUGGUGGCACUCGGACCACGUGUCGUGGGCAGCAAGGAGAACGAAAUGGGCGCCGUGAAGGUGCUGUCCGGCAGCGUGCAGAAGAUACGCUCCGGUCUGGGCUCUGCCAAUGACAUUGAGGUGGAUGUGCAGGUUGCCUCCGGCAGCUACGUUCACUGGUCCAUGAUCAACAUGUACCAGAGCAUUCAGAAUAUUGUGGUGAAGGUUAGUCCGAAGAACACCAACAGCACCACCUAUUUGCUGGUCAACAGCCACUACGACUCGGUGCCCGGGGGACCUGGUGCUGGCGAUGAUGGCUCCAUGGUGGCCACUAUGAUGGAGACGCUGCGCGUCUUGGCUCAGUCCAAGACGGCUCUGAAGCACCCUGUUGUGUUCCUGUUCAACGGCGCCGAGGAGAAUCCACUGCAGGCAUCGCACGCGUUCAUUACGCAGCACAAGUGGGCCAAAAAUUGCAAAGCCCUCAUCAAUCUGGACUCUGCCGGCAAUGGCGGUCGCGAGAUUCUCUUCCAGAGUGGACCCAAUCAUCCCUGGCUGAUGAAGAGCUAUCGCCGAGCCAUCAAGCAUCCGUAUGCCUCCACCAUGGCCGAGGAGAUGUUCCAGAAUAACUUUAUACCCUCGGACACCGAUUUCCGCAUCUUCCGCGAUCAUGGCUCGGUGCCCGGUCUGGAUAUGGCUUACCAGUACAACGGUUAUGUCUAUCACACGCGCUUUGAUCGCGCCGAGAUCUUCCCACGCGGCAGCUUCCAGAACACUGGCGACAAUCUGCUGGCGCUGGUGCGCGAGAUUGCCAACUCGCAGGAGCUGGAGGAUACAUCGAAAUACUCCGAGGGACACACCGUUUACUUUGAUGUGAUGGGCUGGUUCCUGGUCUUCUACACCGAAACGGAGGGCAUCAUUUUGAAUGUGAUUGUCUCCCUGGUGGCCAUCGGCACCUGUCUCUAUGCCUUCAAGCUGAUGGCCUACAACUCGGGCCUCAAGCUGGAGAAGCUCCUCAAGCGUGUGCUGCACACCUUUGCUGUGCAGCUCUUUGGCCUGAUGUUUGCCGUUGCCAUCACGCUGUUCCUUGGCUGGUUCAUGGAUCUCGUGCACUUGCCCAUGUCGUGGUUCACGCACUCUUGGCUUAUACUCGGACUCUACUUCAGCACCUUCCUGUUCGGUUUGGCCAUAGUUCCAGCCAUGUAUUUCCACUACACCAAGGAGGACAAACUGCCCAUUGGCCAGCGCGUGCAGCUGCUGCUCCAUUGCCACUGCCUCUUCUUGGCCUUCUCCACGCUGGUGCUGACCAUUUGCGGUGUUCGCUCCGUGUUCGUUCUGAUGCUCUCCUGUUUGUUCUACACAAUGGGGCUCAUCAUUAAUCUGGCCACCAAGCUGCACAGCAAAGACGUCGCCUGGGUCAUACCACACAUUGUCUGCUUUGUGCCUCCGUUUGUGUUCUUCGCCUACUUCUCGCAUGGUUUCUUCCUCACUUUCAUUCCCAUGUUUGGCCGCUUUGGGGAGAAUGUCAACCCGGACCUCGUGGUGGCUGUCUUCAGCAUUGCCGUGGGCCUGCUCACCUGCGGCUUCAUUGUGCCCGUGCUGCAUCUGUUCCGCAAGUCCAAGACGAUCAUUUGUGCGCUGCUGGCCAUUACCUUGGUGUGUGUGAUCAUUGCCAUAACGCCCAUGGGUUUCCCCUACCGCCCCGAGACGAGUGUGCAGCGUUUCUCUGUGCUGCAUGCCAAGCGCACCUUCCAUGAUGCCGACAACAAAAUACGCCGCCAGGAGUCUGGCUACUUCAUUAUGCCGCAGGACAGACGCACUUACGCUGUGAAACAUGAUGUCAUUAACAUGACGCUGGCCCAGAAAAUCGGCGCUGAUUGCCAGAAGGAAAUGAUGUGCGGUCUGCCGUUGUACAAUCAGCGUUGGCAUAAGACCAGACAAAACACCCUGUGGAUACCAGCCUCCGAGCCGCUGUUGGGCACUGUGCCAGCUAUCAAAGUGAUCAGCAAGAAGCAGGUUUCCCCCAACAAGAUACGCUUUGAGCUGCAGUUGAGCGGACCCGAUCAUAUGGCGCUGUUCAUACAGCCCUUGAAUGGCGCUGUCAUGAAGGAUUGGUCCUUCCAUCAGGCGCCGCUGCGUCUGAACUUCCAGCCUCCCUACUUUAUCUACUUCUCGUGGGGCGUUAAUGGAGAUCCCCUGAAUUUCUGGCUGCAGCUGGAGAAAACCAACGGCGACUUCAAGACGCCCCUAUUUGAGCUGGGUGUGGGCGGCCAUUGGACCCACCACAAGGAAAUGUUGACGCCAGACUUUACGAAGUUCCUCAACAGUUUCCCCAAAUACGUGGAUGCCACGCCCUGGCCGGCAUCCUACGAGACCUGGAUCUACUAAGGAUCGGGUGUUUCAAUUGUUUUAAAUAAAUGUACUUCUAAUCGAAGAGACGACGAACCAGUUA
Molecule: messenger RNA, 2801 nt
Organism: Drosophila guanche
Lineage: Eukaryota; Metazoa; Arthropoda; Insecta; Diptera; Drosophilidae
Product: endoplasmic reticulum metallopeptidase 1
Exons: 10
Coding region: 50-2737 (895 amino acids)
Biological process (GO): proteolysis
Molecular function (GO): metalloexopeptidase activity
Source: RefSeq, a predicted model, not a curated record